Molecule: messenger RNA, 1126 nt
Organism: Juglans microcarpa x Juglans regia
Lineage: Eukaryota; Viridiplantae; Streptophyta; Magnoliopsida; Fagales; Juglandaceae
Product: PHD finger protein ALFIN-LIKE 1-like
Exons: 5
Coding region: 150-872 (240 amino acids)
Biological process (GO): regulation of DNA-templated transcription
Cellular component (GO): nucleus
Molecular function (GO): transcription coregulator activity; transcription cis-regulatory region binding; histone binding
Source: RefSeq, a predicted model, not a curated record
GUAAAACACCACUCACACGCGUCCGUACACCCUGACCGUCCUCGAAGCCAUCGAUGCUGGUGUGUGGGUAAAUGCUUGAUCGCUGAUCUGAUCUGACCUGACCUGAAAUCCAGGGUCGAUCCCUCUGUCAAAUUCUUUGUAUAGGGAAGAUGGCUUCCAUCUCUUCCAGUCCUCGCACCGUCGAAGAGAUCUUCAAGGACUACAGUGCCCGACGCUCCGCCCUCAUUCGUGCCCUCACCAACGAUGUGGAUGAAUUCUAUAUGCUCUGCGAUCCAGAGAAGGAGAAUUUAUGUUUGUACGGACACCCAAAUGAGUCGUGGGAGGUGACUCUGCCAGCAGAGGAAGUUCCGCCGGAGCUUCCCGAGCCAGCUCUAGGCAUCAAUUUUGCGAGAGAUGGGAUGAAGCGUACAGACUGGCUUUCAUUGGUUGCCGUGCAUAGUGAUUGUUGGUUACUCUCUGUGGCUUUCUACUUUGGUGCUCGGCUUAAUCGCAAUGAGAGAAAGCGUCUAUUUAGCCUGAUAAAUGAUCUUCCCACUGUCUUUGAAGUCGUAACUGGGAGGAAGCCUACAAAAGACAAGCCCAGUGUGGAUAGUGGAACAAAAUCCCGGAAUAGCGCAAAGAGGCCAAUUGAUGGGCAGAUGAGAAGCAAUCCAAAGUUACUUGAUGAGAGUUAUGGAGAAGAUGAAGACGAGCACAGUGAAACCCUUUGUGGGAGCUGUGGGGGAAAUUACAAUGCUGAUGAGUUCUGGAUUGGUUGUGAUAUCUGUGAGAGGUGGUUCCAUGGGAAGUGUGUGAAGAUAACUCCAGCCAGGGCCGAAAGUAUAAAGCAGUACAAAUGCCCUUCCUGCAGCACCAAGAGGAGCAGGCAGUAGUAUCCCAAUGUUAAGCGUUUUGAGGGGCUAACCUCGUUGUUUGAGGUUACAGAUAUUGUUGUGAUAGUACAAGUGUUAGGCAUCGGAUAUUAUAAUGUUUAUCCAUAAGAGGUACUCUCAGGCAUAGGUUGAACUUCCAACUCGUUACUUCUGAGAUGCAUAUGCCUUUUAUACGUUUCUGUGUAAUAUAGAAACUGUUUUUACCUCUUAUAAGGUAUAUGGAAUUGUGGAUGAUAUCCACAAACAUACAAGGA